AUGCAAUUUUCGAAAAAAAAAGACCACCACCUAGUCUUAUGUAGAAACCUAGCUAGUCUUGUCGGUUCGUCUGAAAUUGAAUAUCCCCGGCAGUCUUCGAAAUUGUACCUGAUAAAGUCGUCUCCUCCUCGGUACGAUUGCGAAUCCAUCGGGCUGUUGGCCAGGUUCACUGUGGUGUCAUCUGUGGCAAGCACCUCUUCGCUCAGGCUGUCAAUAAAUCUGCGAUCUGUGGCACUAAGAGCAAGCUUAUCUUUAAGUGAGGCAUCGACAAUUUCCACACUUGAGUCGUCGAGAUUCACCACCAGAUCUGCGAGUCUGGACUUUUGGUCCAAAAUGAUAUCGUUCGAGCACCCAACAAGAUACCAUUUGGUGUUUGGGUUUGUGAGUCCUGUCAACGGCGUUCCACUAUCGGACAGACUGAGCAGCAGGUUCGGGAUCAGCGAUAGCAGCGAGUACUGGAAGUUUGACAGCCGGUUCAGGUUCUUGGAGUACACCAAAAUGCGCUGCUCGAGCAGCACGCCUUUGAAAAUGACAAGCAGAUUGCGCUUGAACAUGGUGACCAGCUCCUUGAGGUUCAAACCCGUACCCUGGAACGGCAGCUGGGGCCAUAUUUUCGAAAACUUCGCCGCCAUCGACGCCUGGUUGUACUCGUUGGUUUUAUCGUCUAACCAGUACUCUAUUUCGGGACCCUUGACGUGGUCGAAGUCCACGAUGCACAAGCCAAUCACAAACGAGGCUGGAUCGGGCUUCGCAACCUCCAGGCUCGAGCUCGAGCUCGCAACAGGAGCAGAGUCCACCCAAGGGUUCUCAGUGUCGCUGGACAUAAAAGUGUAUUUUGGUGGCCGUGGACACGUUGACGUCGCCGCCGUUUUCGUUGGCCACAAACUCGACGAUUCCGCUUCUGUUGACAAUCAAUGCCAGUCUGCUGGACCGUUUUCCGAGUCCGAGAUCGCUCAGGUCGAUUGGCGGAGCCAAUUUCUUGGUCAACUCGAGCUGAGGGUCAGAAACAAAGAUCAGCUUGUUGGAGCUGGCUCCAAGCUUCUCCUUCCAUGCUUUGAGCACAAACGGAUCGUUUUGCGUCAAAAUAAUGAUGAAAUCAACUCCCUUGGUUGCAAAACUCUGCACUUUCUUAACAUACUCUGGCAGAUGCUGGUUGGUGCAAGGGGGAGUGAAGGCUCCAGGAACACUCACAACAACAAACUUCUUGCUCUUGGUGGUGGUCUUGAGAUCGAACGGCUUAGGCUCGCCUUCUGGGGACGAGUAGAAUAG
This is a messenger RNA of Ogataea philodendri, 1269 nucleotides long. RefSeq lists its product as uncharacterized. NCBI's taxonomy places the organism in Eukaryota, Fungi, Ascomycota, Pichiomycetes, Pichiales, Pichiaceae. The coding region runs from base 1 to 1269 and encodes 422 amino acids. The record is from RefSeq and is a predicted model, not a curated record. The transcript is spliced from 5 exons.